Talaromyces atroroseus is the source of this 4557-nucleotide messenger RNA. Its product is annotated as Sulfite reductase. The record is from RefSeq and is a predicted model, not a curated record. Gene Ontology annotation, cellular component: sulfite reductase complex (NADPH). Gene Ontology annotation, biological process: sulfate assimilation. Gene Ontology annotation, molecular function: heme binding; sulfite reductase (ferredoxin) activity; iron-sulfur cluster binding. The transcript is spliced from 4 exons. NCBI's taxonomy places the organism in Eukaryota, Fungi, Ascomycota, Eurotiomycetes, Eurotiales, Trichocomaceae. The coding region runs from base 1 to 4557 and encodes 1518 amino acids.
AUGGCGUCUGUCACAACCGCGGCGCAAGCUGUGGCUAGAGUCGCCUACCUGGCUAGUGAUGUCGUCAUCUCCGUCCAGCCAUCACUACAGGCGGAUUCAAUCUUUUCCAGCACAUUAAAGAGUCAAGCAAAGAACAAUGCCCCCAGUGUUCUGCUGCAAGGUACACCAGAGAUAAAAGCUGUUCGUUUUAACGAGGAUCCGCUACUCUCAGCCUUCUACCCCCUGCAACUAGGCAAGCUUGUUACUGUUACAACAUCCUCUUCCGUACUCCUCAAUUCAAUUCCUCACCUUUACCGUCUCGUGAACCACCCGAUCGUCCUGCACGUUGCGAUUGAGUCGUCAGACUUUAGUGCCAUCAGCUCGAUCCGUCAAUGCGGUUUUACGUUCCUUCAAUCUGAAACUAUCCAAGAAGCCCAGGAUAUUGCCUUGACUGCUCAUGCUCUGGCCCUGAAAUCGGGCAAAGGUGUAGUUCACUUUUUUGAUCCUGCAAACUCCGCCAACGAUGAUGCCGUCGCCUCAGAAGACUAUGAUCUCGUGAGGAAAGUAUUGGACGUGGAUGCUAUCAGACCUUCCUACAACCAGCCGGCCGAAAAUCAGACUCUCUACGCUGAUUCCGGACGCUUGGCAACAGUUUCUGAAAAUGCCGUGGAAGCAUCGUCAAAGGCAGACUCCGCACCAGCACCUUCAUUCCCGUCCAACAACGCCUCGGCCGCAUUUAGUCAGGAUGCCUCGUCCGUUGGAUCUUCCCGUAGAGACAGCAGCACAGAUAGCCAUGCUCUGAGUUCUACUGCUACAACAGUGGAUGGCGCAAAUGUGCGACCUGUCAACGCCGCAGACAUUUUUAGGUGGACCUCCGAGAUCUGGGAGACCCUCACCCAGCUCACAGGCAGAAGCUACCAAGCAAUCGAGUACACUGGACCGCAAGAUGCAAAGAAUGCUAUCUUUAUAUUCGGAUCGACUGGCGUUUUCGUUGAUGCACAAUCUCAGGAAGUCGGGAUUAUUACAGCUCGUCUCUAUCGUCCAUGGAUUGGUAGCUUGGUUUCGAACCAAAUUCCCAAGUCUAUCGAGCGUAUUGCUGUAUUGGAGCAAGUUCGGAAAACUACCAGAUGGGGCCCAUCUUUCUUGGAUUUGCUCUCUAGCCUGAGUUCAGCUUCAGGUCAAGGGCAGGCCCCACGUCUUGUUGGAUAUCGUCUUGGCCAUGUAGAGCCGUCCACUGCUGCGCAGGCGCUGCGCGGUAUUAUUCAGAAUCUCACUUCUGAUUCACCCAUUCAAAACCUUGAGAUUGGAAGCCACGAAGUGCCGACGGUGAAACAUAAUAUAGCCCAACCCGCCGCCGAGAAUGCUUACACCAAGAUUCUGGACCAGCUCUUUGGUAAACGACUGUAUGUUGCCAAUCAAUCGGGUACCAGCAAUGCUGGCAUAUCUGCCACGAUUGCUGCUAGCCCGGAGUAUGGCUUUGGUUCUCUGAUUGCCAGAUCUGAGCACCGCGAACGAUUCAUCACGGAAGUCGAAGAGGCAGCAAAGUCAUCACAGUUUGCUACAGACAGACCUUCGCAGUGGCUAUCUAAGUGGGCAUUGAAUGCUCGGGAUGCCGUUAAAGUCAAUGCCCUCGCCGAGGACGUUAUUGGACAUUUGCAGAUGGAUGGCUCUAAAGUGGCGAGACAGCUCCUUGACAACCACAAACUAUUCUACAAGGAAUCUCAGUGGCUCAUUGGAUCUGAUGCCUGGGCAUAUGAUCUUGGCAACUCUGGAGUUCACCAUGUUCUUGCAUCUGGCGCUAACGUGAACAUGCUUAUUAUUGAUUCUCAACCCUACUCUGAACAUGCCGCCGCCGAUCCUACGCGCAGAAAGAAAGACAUUGGUCUGUAUGCUAUGAACUUCGGAAAUGCUUAUGUUGCGUCUGUUGCUGUAUAUGGCUCCUACACUCAGGUCCUCCAGGCUAUGGCAGAAGCCGAUCAAUAUGAGGGUCCUUCUGUUGUUGUUGCCUACUUGCCUUACCACAAGGAGAACGAGUCUCCCUUGACAGUCCUCCAAGAGACCAAGAAGGCCGUUGACAUUGGCUACUGGCCACUCUACCGAUGGCAGCCGGGUAAUGAUGAGAAUGGAGAACCCAAGUUCAAUCUGGACUCGGAGCGCAUUAAGCGGGAACUUGAGGAGUUCCUUCGCCGAGAUAACCAGUUAACUCAGCUUAUGCGACGCCAACCCAAGUUCGCAAACAACCUUUCCGAGUCUUACGGCACUGAGGUUCGCGCUCUGCAGAAACGCAAGGCCAAGGAAUCCUACGAGAAGUUGCUAGAGGGACUUUUCGGUGCUCCCCUUACCAUUCUGUUUGCUUCGGAUAAUGGCAAUGCUGCUAGCAUCGCAAAACGAUUGGGCAAUCGUGGUCGCCUUAGAGGGCUCAAGACCCUUGUCAUGGCUAUGGACGAUUAUCCCAUUGAGGAUCUUGCCACAGAGGAGAACGUUGUGCUCGUAACGAGUACUGCAGGUCAAGGUGAAUUCCCCCAGAAUGGGCGUGCGUUCUGGGAUGUGGUGAAAAGCUCUGGCGAUCUUGAUCUUUCUUCCAUCAAGUACUCUGUUUUCGGUCUAGGUGAUAGCCAUUACUGGCCCCGCAAGGAAGACAGGAUUUACUACAACAAACCUGCCAAGGACCUUGACACUAGAAUUUCUUUCCUUGGUGGUCGUAAGCUCACUGAUAUUGGACUGGGCGAUGACCAAGAUCCGGAUGCAUUCCAAACCGGCUACUCCGAGUGGGAGCCUCGUCUAUGGCAAGCUUUAGGGGUAGAUAAGGUUGAGGGCAUCGCUGAUGAACCCCCGCCGUUGACCAAUGAGGAUAUCAAGAUAGCCUCCAAUUAUCUGAGAGGAACAAUUGCUGAGGGGCUUUUGGACGAGAGCACCGGUGCUAUCUCGGCAAGCGAUUCGCAGCUUACUAAGUUCCACGGAACCUACAUGCAGGAUGAUCGUGAUCUGCGUGACGAGCGCAAGGCGCAAGGUCUUGAGCCCGCCUAUUCUUUCAUGAUUCGUUGUCGACUUCCUGGUGGUGUUGCAACUCCUUCUCAAUGGUUACAGAUGGACGCUAUCAGCAGCGCCCACGGAAACGAGACCAUGAAACUUACGACAAGACAAACAUUCCAAUUCCAUGGCGUCAUCAAAAGCAAACUCCGUUCAGCAAUGCAGGCUAUCAACAAGGCUCUGAUGACUACACUCGCAGCCUGUGGUGAUGUCAACCGCAAUGUCAUGUGCAGUUCCCUUCCUGAGCUCUCUGGAUACCACCGAGAAGUGCAUGCCAUCUCACAGAAGAUCUCUGAUCAUCUUCUUCCUGCAACCACUGCAUACCACGAGAUCUGGCUGAAGGACGACAACGACAAGAAAAUACUUGUCGCUGGAGACGCUGUUCAAGAUCAUGAACCGUUGUAUGGUCCUACCUAUCUCCCUCGAAAGUUCAAGAUCACGAUUGCCAUCCCCCCUCACAAUGAUACCGAUGUUUAUGCACACGAUAUCGGUCUUAUUGCCAUUAAGGGUGCCGACGGCCAUCUAGAAGGUUUCAACAUCAUCGUUGGAGGCGGUAUGGGUGUGACACAUAACAACAAAAAGACAUACCCUCGUACUGGUUCUAUGUUUGGCUACAUCCCAGUUGAUCAGACACACAUUGUUUGCGAGAAGAUCAUGCUUGUUCAGCGUGAUCACGGUGACCGAAAGAACCGUAAACACGCUCGUCUCAAGUAUACUAUUGACGACAUGGGAGUCGAGGUCUUCAAGAGCAAGGUGGAAGAAAUCCUGCCCGACGGUCUCCGUUUCGCCGAGCCACGUCCUUUCAAGUUUGCAUCAAACGUUGACACUUUCGGCUGGCAAAAGGAUGAGAAGGGCUUGAACCAUUUCACGUUCUUCAUUGAGAACGGACGCAUUGAAGAUACUGCCGAUUUCUCGAUGCGCACUGGACUGCGGGAGCUCGCCAAACUGGGCAAGGGCGAAUUCCGUUUGACUGGUAACCAACACUUGAUUCUGUCGAAUAUUGAAGACUCCGAACUUCCCGAGAUCAAAGCUCUGUUGGCCAAAUACAAACUCGACAACACAGCAUUUAGUGGUCUCCGUCUUUCGUCUUCGGCGUGUGUUGCUUUCCCUACCUGUGGUCUUGCCAUGGCCGAGUCUGAACGUUACCUUCCCGUUCUCAUCAGUAAGCUGGAGUCUACUCUUGAAGAGAAUGGUCUUUCCAAGGAGAGCAUUGUCAUGCGAAUGACUGGUUGUCCCAACGGAUGUGCUCGUCCAUGGCUUGCCGAGGUUGCUUUUGUGGGCAAGGCAUAUGGUGCUUAUAACAUGUACCUCGGCGGUGGCUACCAUGGGCAGCGCCUGAACAAGCUCUAUCGGUCUUCGAUCAAAGAGGACGAGAUCUUGGAUAUCAUGAAAGGCCUGCUCAAACGCUACUCUCUUGAGCGCAAUACCGAUGGCGAGACGCCCGAGCGUUUCGGCGAUUGGUGCAUCCGCGCCGGAGUUAUUAAUGAGACUACCGAAGGCAAAUAUUUCCACGAUAACACUGCCGAAGAGGAAGACGACGAAGAAUAG